AAAGUAUAAUAGAGAGCUAAAUCACUAGUUAGUUUGCUGCCUGGAUUCCAUUUUCUGUGGCUCAGACCGUAUCAAAAUCCAGAAAGAGAAUGACGUUCUCUCCAGUCGUGGGGUUCCGGCUCAUGAAAAUGGCGGGUGAGAAUGGGACUUACACCAGUCGGUCGUGCUAGAUUCUUCCCCGCUUCUCUUUCUUACCGAGCCGCUCCAGUACUGGAGAGGAACUGAUCUCCAUCUUUAUCCCAUCUUUGCAAUGCACAUUUUUGUUUUGUUUUAAAUUUUGUUUGAAGUUACAGUGCCCAUCAUGUCCACUUAUAAAAGCAGGGCUCGCCGAAGGAGGAAUCAGAGCGACCAUAUCAGCAGUUUCUCGCUGGAGGAGGAAUCAGAGCGACCACAUAAGGAGAAGCAGCAGCAAGAGGAGGAGCAAUUAACUGAUUCUGGGGCUGCACAGGACAAGGGCCAUGAUCUACAAACUCUUGUCAGAAGGUUCUGGAAAGUGGCGACUCCUUACUGGUCGUCGGAUGACAGAGUUCAAGCAAGAUUACGGCUUGCUGCUGUUUUUGCUCUCACCUUGGCUACCACUGGUAUCAGUGUGGGCUUCAAUUUCCUUGGGCGAGACUUCUAUAAUGCACUUGCCAGUAGGUUCAUACAAGGACCAAGUGCAAUUCAAGAAGCAGCUACUUUAUUACUUGGGUGGCUUUGCUGGAGGAAUCCCGGUGAGCACGUUCAUGGGCUUUCUGUUUUUUGCAUUGAGAGAUUAUGCAAUAGAAACUCUUUCUUUGAGAUGGAGGUGUUGGAUGACAACCUAUUAUAUGGAACGCUAUUUCAAGGAUCAGACUUUCUAUAAGAUUCAGUCACAAUCUUCCCUUGAUAAUCCAGACCAGCGACUUGUUGAUGAUGUGAAUUCUUUCACUACAACAGCUCUCUCAUUCUUUCUGACUCUCUUUAAUGCUGCUGUAGACUUAAUCUCAUUCAGUAACAUCUUGUAUUACAUCUAUCCUCCUCUCUUUGUUGUUCUUCUCAUAUACUCCAUCGGUGGGACAGCUAUCAGUGUUUUCCUUGGAAAGGGAUUGAUGACUUUAAAUUUAUUGCAAGAGAAAAAAGAAGCCGAUUUUCGUUAUGGGCUUGUAAGGAUUCGAGAAAAUGCAGAAUCAAUUGCUUUCUAUGGCGGUGAAGAAAGUGAAAUGCAAAUUCUUCUGCUCAGCUUCAAAAGUGCCUUCGAAAAUCUAACUCAAUUGCUGAUCUCUUCUAGAAAUCUGCAGUUCUUUACAAAAGGCUACCGCUAUCUUAUUCAAAUUCUUCCUGCUUCCAUUGUAGCGCCCAUGUAUUUUGCAGGAAAAAUUGAGAUUGGUGUGAUCAAUCAGUCAAUCUCUGCUUUUAAUCACAUCCUUGAGGACUUUUCCCUUGUUGUGUUCAAGUUUCAAGCUAUAAGUGCAUUUUCUGCUGUUAUUAAUCGGCUUGGUGAGUUUGAUGAUGUCUUGGACAGAAGCAGCAUCUCUAAUUUACACUCCAAUACCUUGGAAGAGAUAUUGGUUACUUACAAAUGUUCAAAGAGAUCAUCUAUAUUGGAAUCCAAUGGAUUGUUGAACCCCGUAGAAAAAACUGAGACAUUAUUGGAUGUAAAAAACUUGACCUUGAAUACACCAAGUGGAGCCACACUUAUCAGAGAGCUAUCAUUAACAAUCAAGGAAAAGGAUCAUUUACUGAUAAUUGGACCAAGUGGAAGUGGCAAGACUUCUUUGUUAAGAGCUUUGGCUGGUCUAUGGAACACUGGAACUGGAAAAAUCUCAUAUUAUGAGAAAAAUGGAGGAGAUUCUCAGCAACCUGUUUGUUCAGAUGUGAAUGCUCCUACGGUAAAUACUGCCCAUGGUGCGUGUGAAAUACAUGGAAAAUCUAUGGACAAAGACUCUCAAAUUUUCUUCCUUCCUCAAAGGCCAUAUAUGAUUUUGGGCACCCUCCGUCAACAAUUACUCUAUCCAACUUGGGCUGACAAUGCGAUCCCUGCAUAUGAUAGUGGUAAAUCCAAAAGCAUGCUUCCUUUUUUCAUGAAAUCGUCAAACUAUGGAGACAAAAAUGAAGGACCUAGGUAUCCAACGUCAGAUGAGUUGACAACGGUCUUGGAGGAUGUUCGCCUUGGCUAUUUGUUUGCUCGUUUCAGCUUGGAUUCCAUCCAUGAAUGGUCAAGUGUUCUCUCUCUGGGUGAGCAGCAAAGGCUUGCUUUUGCUCGCAUUUUGCUUUCAAAACCUAGGUUGGUUUUAUUGGAUGAAUCCACAAGUGCACUUGAUGAACCCAAUGAGUUUCAUUUGUACCAGAAGAUUGGAGCAGCAGGUAUAACAUACAUCAGUGUUGGCCACCGACAAACCUUAUGCGGCUACCACAACAGGAUCUUGCGCAUAUCUACAAUGAAUAUCAAUAGUGAAGAGCCAGAUUGGUGCAUUGAAUCCAUUAGAUGACUAUCGUGAUUUUUCAGAGCCAUGAUUGUAGCCGGCUUCAAAAUUAAUUGCCUUGUUUGGAUGCUGAGUUGUCAGGAAAGAAGUCCCUAGGCCCCUCCCUUUGGAGCUAAAAGAUCUCUCUACCAGCUCAAAAACUGUACAGAGUAACCGAGGACACGCGAAAAACAAAGGCCUUUCAGAAAUUUAUAGCCAAGAUUGUUGAGGUAAGAAGCAGAUCCAGAUGAUGAUUACCCCACGUACAAGGGACCAUUACCGCCAUUGGCAAGCACAACAUUUAAUGAACCAUUGGAAGGUUUGAACCCAUUUCCACUGUGGUGUGCUCUCAACAUUGUUGAAUGUCCAUUGCUAUAAUAUUUUCCGUUACUUAACUUAUUAGCGUGGCCAAGGCUUGGUGGUAGAACUGUCCUUGGUUCACAUGCUGCUGUUAUUAACCCUGUUUCACAGAAAGACGUUUAGUUUACAGAAAGCCAAUCUUGCUCUGAGGAGAAACAAAGGUCAAGUAUGGUGCAAUGGAAAGGUAUUUAAGGGAACGAGGAUAGGAAAGGUUUCAAAAGAUUAUGUCAAUGCCAAUUUAACAUUCCAUUGAUUUUUUAGUAUCACUUUAUUACUAGGGAAUGCGAAUAUGUUUCAAACCCAUUGAAUAAUCAGUCCUCAAAAGUUUGAAGACUAACAUUUGAGUAACUCUACAAGGAUGAAAUUGAAACAGAACCAUACCAUACAGCAUUAAAAAUUUAAAAUGAUAAAACACACACACACACACACACACACACAUCUAGAUUUCACCAUUUUUAGAACGAAAAUAGGGUCACUGUCUUUUUUUCCAUAACACUUGUUCGCUCACCUUUUUAAGCACAUCUAUAAAAGAUCAAUAUCGUUGAUGGAACAUGAGAUCACAAGAGGAAAGUUCUUAAGCAGAGACUGUUUAUGAAAGAUUUGUAGACCGAUAAAAAUUAUGAAUAGCCUUGUCAGACAAACUUUUUAUGGGACCCUACAUUGACAUGCUUACGUAUUUGUUUAUAAUUGACUUAAUCUACCAAUCGUUUUGUAGGCCAAGUCUGCCCAAGUCAAUAUGCCAGAACAAUCAUCUCAGACUAAAAUUACAGGAAAAACAAUCUGAGUCCUUUAAAGUUGUUGCAUUAUCAUUUUAGUCAAUUCAUGAAAUGAUUCAACGAUGCACCAUUGAGACAUGCAAGUGCACUAUCAUACCGGAAUUUAUAUAGGAUUAGCAGGAAGACUCGAUCAACAAAGACUAAGAGAAAAACUGAAGCUUUUAGCCAAGCAUGGAACUUCCAUUUUACACAGGUUUGUUGCCUAGGCAAUGCAUCUAAAUGUAUGCUUCAGCCCAAUUGAAGGGCAUGAAUAAAAUAGCCAUAUGAUAUGGAAGAAGACCA
Prosopis cineraria is the source of this 3841-nucleotide messenger RNA. RefSeq names its product ABC transporter D family member 2, chloroplastic-like. The transcript has 11 exons. The coding region runs from base 459 to 2450 and encodes 663 amino acids. NCBI's taxonomy places the organism in Eukaryota, Viridiplantae, Streptophyta, Magnoliopsida, Fabales, Fabaceae. Gene Ontology annotation, cellular component: membrane. Gene Ontology annotation, molecular function: ABC-type transporter activity; ATP hydrolysis activity; ATP binding. Gene Ontology annotation, biological process: transmembrane transport. The record is from RefSeq and is a predicted model, not a curated record.